Messenger RNA from Anarrhichthys ocellatus (wolf-eel), 657 nucleotides. RefSeq names its product claudin 26 (gene cldn26). NCBI's taxonomy places the organism in Eukaryota, Metazoa, Chordata, Actinopteri, Perciformes, Anarhichadidae. The coding region runs from base 1 to 657 and encodes 218 amino acids. The record is from RefSeq and is a predicted model, not a curated record. Gene Ontology annotation, cellular component: bicellular tight junction; membrane. The transcript has a single exon. Gene Ontology annotation, molecular function: structural molecule activity.
AUGGUCUUUCUAACACAUAUAGUGAUGCAAAGGACUGCACUCUUUGUGACGUUUGGAGGUCUGGUCACUUCUCUGAUCACCACCUUCCUUCCACUGUGGAAGACGAUGAACUCUGACCUGAACGAAGUGGAGAACUGGUUCUCUGGACUCUGGCACACCUGCCUCUACACAGAGGAGGUAGGAGUUCAGUGUAAGGCGUAUGAGUCCAUCAUGGGGCUGCCGAUGGACCUGCAGAUCUCCAGGGUGCUCAUGUUAGUGUCUGUAGGCACUGGAGGUUCAGCUCUGCUGGCUGCCGUCCCAGGUCUGGAGGGGGUUGGGAUGUGUGUGGGGCAGCCUGGCCUGAAGAGACGGCUCCUCAUCCUCGGCGGGGUGCUGUCCUGGGUGUCGGGGCUCACCACUCUGGCUCCCGUCUCUCUUGUGGCCUACACAACUGUGGUGGACUUCUGGGACGAGGGUUUCCCUGAUGUGAUGCCUCGCUGGGAGUAUGGAGAGGCGAUGUUCUCUGGAUGGUUUGGAGGUUUGGCUCUGGUCAUCGGAGGGACUCUGUUCUUUGUCGCUGUGUGCAUGGGGGACUACGACCAGAGGCCAGCAAGUGUGCCAAACAGCCCGCAUGCGAAGCACAGGACAAAGCACUACCUGAAGACAGAGGUUUUAUAG